Messenger RNA from Xiphophorus couchianus (Monterrey platyfish), 1048 nucleotides. RefSeq lists its product as uncharacterized. Lineage: Eukaryota; Metazoa; Chordata; Actinopteri; Cyprinodontiformes; Poeciliidae. Bases 1 to 831 code for a protein of 276 amino acids. The record is from RefSeq and is a predicted model, not a curated record. Gene Ontology annotation, biological process: response to bacterium. The transcript is spliced from 6 exons.
AUGUUACUCUGCGUUGUCCAGGUUCUAACAAGGAUGGCAACUUCUUCUACUGGAGACUCUCAAUACUCUCUUAUUAUCAAGGAUAUCAUUAAAGAGGAUGAAGCAACAUAUUUCUGUCAAAGUGGGACUGCUUAUUUUCAGAGAUUUUCUACGGGAAUAUACUUGGCCGUAAACGAUGGCAAAAGUCAAACACUGACUCAUGUCAGACAAACUCCAGAAACGACAUCAGUCCAGGAGGGGGACACAGUUAAUCUCCACUGUUCUCUUCUCUCCAGCAGUAGAGACAACACCAGUCAUAAUCUAUCUGAUUACAAUGUGUACUGGUUCAGAGCUGGAUUUGGAGAAUCACAUCUAAAUUUUAUUUACACCCAGAAGAACAGGAGUAGUAAUAGAAGCUGUGUCUCCCAGCUGUCCAAAACUAUACAGGACUCCUCAGAUACUGGGAUAUAUUACUGUGCUGUGGUCACAUGUGGAAAGAUCUUGUUUGGAGAAGGAACUAAAGUAGAGAUGAGUUCACAAUUCAAUCCAGCUGUUCUUGUACUUAGUGUGCUGUUGGCGUGCUGUGUGACGCUAAUUAUUUCUCUUAUUGUCUACAUAAAACAAAAAGUUUUUGGACAUUUGGAAGGGGCAAAUACAGGUCUGUCUGGACGACAGAAGACAUUGGGAAACCAACCAAGUGACACAGGCGCUCGUGGAGAUGAAGUCAAUUAUGUAGCUCUUAAUUUCUCUACAAGGAAGACAAAAGGUGUAAAGAAGAGAACAGAAUCACCACCAGAAUGUGUGUACUCAGCUGUGAGAGGAGGUCAUCCCACACUGCAUGAAAUGUCUUAGAGCAGGACUUGUGUGUGUAGAGUUUGGAGACAACAUGCUUGCAUGACUGACAACAAAUUAACAUUGUGUAUUUGUUGGUUUUGCAGCUCUGCAAAUUUUACUACUAAAAUGUUUUAAACCAUGCUUUUUUCAAACUUCUUCUCAUAGAAUUGGAUGAUGGUAUAAAAAGUAACUGUGUAUAAAAAUUGUUCACAAUAAAGAUUUCACAUUGUUCAAU